Cylicocyclus nassatus is the source of this 408-nucleotide messenger RNA. NCBI's taxonomy places the organism in Eukaryota, Metazoa, Nematoda, Chromadorea, Rhabditida, Strongylidae. The record is from the annotation of a GenBank genome assembly.
CGUAGUUGCUGGUUUCCUUUGAUGUCUUGUUCGUGAGGAGUUGCGGAUUUGCUGUGAAGUGAACUAAGGUCCAUAGUUUGACCCACAUGGUGCCUCUCAAGGAAGCUGGAAGACAUCUAUACGAGGAAAUGCCUCUACGCUUCAAGGAAAAUGAUCUCCUCCUUUCGGCCUCCGUCUACAACUCGUCCAUUUUUUAUCUGAUUUUCUUCAACCUCCUUUUUAUGGGGGUAGAAUUUCAAACACCUCUCACUUUUCGGGCUCCAUUUCUGAACUAUUACAUCAAAGAUAUUCUCCAAGACUCUGCCACACAUAAUGAUUAGUAAUUUUCGAUCAGCGUACCAAAACCUCUGUAGACCCUACAAAACUAUGUGCCACAUUUCCAAGUAUUUCUUGUAAAAAGCUCAUUAA